This is a messenger RNA of Colletotrichum lupini, 2088 nucleotides long. RefSeq lists its product as uncharacterized. The coding region runs from base 1 to 2088 and encodes 695 amino acids. NCBI's taxonomy places the organism in Eukaryota, Fungi, Ascomycota, Sordariomycetes, Glomerellales, Glomerellaceae. The record is from RefSeq and is a predicted model, not a curated record. The transcript has a single exon.
AUGGCUGCCACACAGUCCGGGAUUGACGACGAUGAAAUCUUCCGACCUACUAUGACCGAAUUUGACACGGUAGAGACAUGGGCGAAGGAAGAACUUGGCAUUGAAGAGAAUGAUGCACACUGGGAGGCGCAAAUGGCGAGGUUACUUGUCGGAUUGGAAGUCCAAUUCGACCGCGGCAUACAGCCGACUGCGCAGGGGCCAAUUGGGGGCCCUAUUUACGAUUAUCGUAGCCAGCCCAACCUACGGUUGGAACCUCCUUUUUACACCUACUACGCAGAUAUUCAUAUAGUUCAAUUGAUCUCUUCGUCAACUACGGUUCGAACCAACUACCCUGUAAUAGGGAUACCAACAUUACUAUACUACAUCGUGAUGCCGAAAUAUGAGUGCGAGAAGAGAGCCCGGAGAGCGGUCAAACUUAAUCCUGAUGAUUGGUUCGCUGCUUACAACCUGACCCGCUCAUUCGACGAGGAUCGUGACGCCGAGGCGAUCUCGGUUCUCGAAAGCAUCGUUGAGAAAGUUUCGAAUCGUCCUCCCGGCACACUCAACCAGUACGAUCGGGAGUCAUUUGCGGGUGUACUAGAAACCUUGGGCGAUCGUUAUUGGAACAUGCCCGACAAUUCCGGUACGGAAAAGGCAUUUCAUAGUUACCUGCAGGCCUUGGACCAAACUCAAGACCCUGCAGCCGGGAGCUACCGCCAAUUCAUCGCGAACAAGCUUGGGCAACGCAGGGAAUGGAAACUCAUUAUCGAGUUCUGCGAGAAGCUCCAUUCAUUCACAUUUGGUGGCAUGAAUCUGGCCAGCAAAAUCCUUGGCGACGGAACCGCGUACAACACUGGGGAGUUCUGGUACGCGAUGUGGAACGCUUGCUAUCGUACCGAGCGCUGGGAUUUGCUCGCGGAGAUGUGGAGAGGCACCAACAAAAAGUCCAGUGACCAAGAAAGAGACCCGUACUGGAAUAACUACACAAAUAUGUGGUACGCUAUCGGUUUGUUCCGUCGGCCUGGUCACGAGGACGAAGGUGUGAUGAUGUUGGAGGGUAUCUUCAAGGAGAACUGUGUCAUUGAGCGAGUACCAGUACCGUUCAUGCAAUUUGAUGUCGCUUCUACUCUUCUAGUCGCCUACAACAACAAAGCUUUCGCUGAAAAUACCUCCGCCGAUACAAGAAAAAUCUACGCCAAUAAGACAGAGGGUUUGCUCAAAGGCUUAGAUGAAGGUUUUCCAAUGCCUGAUCUCUGCCUACUCCAGCUAGCCCGAUUCUUUCACCUAGACGGAAAGCAAGACCGCGCCAGAGACCUUGUUGCCAAUUUCACGGCUCAAAGACUCGAGAUGCUCUCCGACGAAGAUGUCAGCAAUGACUACGAUUCGUUCCGCGAUCUGGCUCUCUUGUUCAUCGCGUUCAUCGAUGAAGCUCACAUAAUCGCAUGCUGGGAGAUGAUGGCUGUGUCAAGAUUUGCUGAACAAGCAGACUAUGAACGCAAGAUGGAGGAAUGGCGCAAGCAAGAGGAGCGACAGAUCCGUCUAGAGGAUGCAGCCGCUGCAAAGAGAAAAGCCAUCGAACUGCCGACGACCGAUCGGAUGACCGAGUGUCCGAAGAGAGAGAGCCCAAAGGACAGCACAGAAGAGACGGCAGUGGAAGGAGAAGAGAAAGAGCCCGGAGAAGCGACAACAAAGGAGCUGUCAGAGGAAAUGGACGAGGCCGAAAUCAAGCCCUGGCUCGAUAUGCCGGAGAUGCUCGAUAAUUCGAUCUUCAUCUGCUCUGAGCAAUGUGGGUUCAAGACCAAUAUCCCCACUGGGAUUUGGCUCUGUACAACUUGUAUCGUUGGCCCUAGCCUCUGCAAUUCAUGCUACGCAGAUAUUGAGACCAAUGGAGUCAGGGACAUAACAUGCGGGAAGGAUCACAAGUUUUUCCAACUGCCUCCGUCCAGUAGAGACUCGAUCGAAGAGAUUCCGGUUGGUUAUAUCAGAGUUGGCGGCGAGCUUGUCGCCUUUGAGGCGUGGAAAGCAACAGUGCAUGCCAAAUACGGACCGAAUGUAGAGAAGAUAGCCGUGGCGGACGAGAGAUAUGAUGAGCAGAAGGAAGAGGAAUAG